AUGCAAUUCAAGAGUAUCAUCGCUAUUGUCGCUGCUAUCGCUGUUGUCCAAGCUCAAAAUGCUACCAACGGUACCGUUCCAACUGUUCCAGUUCAAAACGGUACCAAUGGAACCAAUGGUUCUAACGCCACAACUUCUUCUGGUAUCUCCACUGGUGCUGCUGCCACUAACUCUUUAGGUGCAGGUGUCUUUGGUGCUGCCUUAGCUGCUGGUGUCGCUUUCUUAUUCUAA
Messenger RNA from Naumovozyma dairenensis CBS 421, 231 nucleotides. RefSeq lists its product as uncharacterized. The record is from RefSeq and is a predicted model, not a curated record. NCBI's taxonomy places the organism in Eukaryota, Fungi, Ascomycota, Saccharomycetes, Saccharomycetales, Saccharomycetaceae. The transcript has a single exon. The coding region runs from base 1 to 231 and encodes 76 amino acids.